Morus notabilis is the source of this 3993-nucleotide messenger RNA. RefSeq lists its product as uncharacterized. The record is from RefSeq and is a predicted model, not a curated record. Bases 198 to 3614 code for a protein of 1138 amino acids. The transcript is spliced from 9 exons. NCBI's taxonomy places the organism in Eukaryota, Viridiplantae, Streptophyta, Magnoliopsida, Rosales, Moraceae.
CUUUUCUCAAUAAAAGAAAGAAAAAGAAGAGACGAAAGAUCAGGAGCAGCAGCAGCAGCUCUGGCUCCUCCAAAAAUGAAAGUUGCUACUGUCCAGCAAACUGCGUGUUCUUGACUUUAAGUGCUCGAUAGUCUACGAAUUUUAUUCGUGGUUCUCAAUAAGUGGCCUUGGCAGGCUUUUCGGAUAAAACUUUUGUGAUGGCUUGUACUGGACAGCCGAUCAAUGCACAUGAAAAGAUGCAUCAUGCUGUUCAAACAACCAAUAAAGAUACUCUGGGAAUUCUGGAAGGAGGAAGUGAUUUCUUACUUAGAAAACUUCGAAAGAAAAAUAAUUUCAAAAGCUCUUCAGAGGUUCGUCUAGUUUCAUCUUUCACUUGGAGAAAUUCAGAUAACAGGUAUUCCGUGCUUACGGUCUUGACACUCGAACCAAACGGGCACUGGAGAAUUGCUGCAGUCCCACUGCAUUGUCCUGACUCAGAGUGCUUAGGAUCUGGUGUGCAGGUUAGCAUGGACUGUUUGCAUUUGGUUUACCCUCGGCCAAUUAAUUCAGUCCGGGCUGAUCGACAAAAAGUGACAAAAGGGCCUAUGCGUGGUGGUAAUCAUCCUGCCAACUCACUUGCAAACAGAAGCUUACUUGGUUCGACUGUGCAACACCAAGCUCAGAAUAAGACUUUGGCAAAUGAAGCUAAAUGCAGUGAAAUUCCGCAGAAUUUUGGGCAGAAAUCCUUACCCGGCUGUGAAUCUUCUCGCUCAAUAUUGAAUAGCUCCAAUGUCCUUAAAUCAACAACAGUGUGUAUCAAUAAUUCGAAAGUUGAUAAUGUCGAUGUCGUAAAAAAACGAUCAAAAAAGAAAAGUAAAGGGACUAGAAGAAAAAAGAAGCGUCCAGGUCAGACUGGCUCUACUGAACCAGAGGUGUUGUCUGCGGAACAUCAGCGUGUUGGUGCAGUUAUUGGAACUUGCCAUAGUAAUAAUCAGGAUAGUAAGGAUGCACUAGUGCUAUCUUCAACUCAAGUAGAAUCUUCAUGGCACAAAAAUGGGGUUCACAACCCAGAAGUGCCCAAGACAUGCACUUCUAUUAUUAAAGGGGUGGAUAUGUUGGAAAAAGCUGUUACUGAAAACCACUCUGUGGGUACAUUUGAAAAUCAACAACUAUCCAAAGACUCUGCAGAUUCUAUUUUUGAUGGAAGCAGAAAUACAAAUCGUACACAAGUCAGCAGUUAUGAUGAUUUGCGUUCCAGAGAUUGUAGUAAUGUGUCUGGCUCCUUUUCAGUUUUAAUUCAUUCAAGCCGUGUUCAGAGUACCAAAGUUUGUCAUGUUUCAAAACAGUCUGAAAAGGAAAGUUGUGGAACUGGUCUUACUGAAACACCAGCUUCUGAUUUCAGAAAAGGAUCUUUCUCUUGUAAAAGCUUGUCAAAUAAUGUUGUGGAUAAAAGUCAGGGUGGUCAGUAUAGAAGUAGCAGUGAUGUUCAUGUAACUGUACCUAGUAACAGGAAUGAGCAAAACAAACAAUUUUCCCAGUUUUCAAGUAUCCCCAGAUUUAGAAGCACUGGAAACUUUCAUGGCCGUCCAGGGAAGGGAGGCAGCCAUACUGUUUGGCAGAAGGUUCAGAAAAAGGGUACCCGUGAUUGCACCGGCGACUCGACGAAGGUUCCAGUCUUCCCGCAGUGUAAUGGCACUUUGGAGGAGGCUUCUUUUCUUAAGAGAUCGUUUGAUGCUUCUGAAAAUGAAAAGCAGUUAAAAUAUGGUGUCUCUAGAAAGUUGAAAAGUAAAGGUGAUACAGCUUUAAGACAUGAAUGCAAGCUUAAUACUAUAAAGGGACCUCAUGCUGACACGGUCAACUCACAUGGUUGUCCAAAGGUUACAUGUCCUGAUGAAAUGGAUACCCUUGAAAGUGUCUGUAAUACCAACUCUAUCCUGAAGAAUCAGGUCACAUAUGAUCUCAAUCACCCAUUUCCAAAGUCAUGUAACUCCUCAGAUCACUCGAGAGCAGUUCAGGUGCAGUCUCUAAUGUUCCUUCCUCAUCCUUUUGGGAAUUCAGUUAGACAAAGGCAGGAAAAUAUCCCUGUUUCAGAAGGUAUGCAAAACUGCAGUUCUGGAUAUAUUAUGCAGAAAUGGGUCCCAAUUGGGUUAAAGGAUCUUGGAUUGACAAAUUCUGCUGGCGGUUUAUCAGAACAUUCUGAUAGUCGAGCUGCUGAAAGUUUGACUGCAGUGAACACUGUAAAAAGUAAAUCAAAUUUUAAUUCUCCAGAGUUUGUUCCACAAGGAGUAUUGUGUAUUGGUAAGAGUUCUGCAAAUGUAACCCAUUCCUCCCAUGAUGAUGAGCUCAGGACUCCAGAAUUGAAGAAUCAGGGUGCAAGCGUCCUUGAAGAGCAGAACAAUCAUACUGCAGCUCACUGUUUAAAUACAGAAUCUGGAGUUUUGAGCACAUCCGGAUCUGUUCCAGACAGGAUUGUCGGAGCUGUAAUUGAUGCUUGUAGGGUUCAACUUGCAUCUGAAACUGUUGAGCGGGCCUCCGGUCACCCAAUUGCUGAGUUUGAAAGGCUUCUUCAUAAUUCAUGUCCAGUUAUUCACCAACCGCCCCAUUUAGUCUGCCACACUUGCUCUAGGGACCAGUUUGGUGGUCUCUCAUUAUGCAGACAUGAGAGACCUAAUAUUUCUUUAGGUUCUGUAUGGCAGUGGUAUGAGGAACAUAGCAACUAUGGGUUGGAAAUAAGGGCACAUGAUUAUGGAAGUACGAAGAGAUUCUCUUCAUUUUUUGCUUAUUUUGUCCCUUAUUUGUCGGCAGUUCAGCUUUUCAGGAACCACAAUAAGCAUUCUGGAGACACAGAGAAUAAGAUUUCUAGUUCUGAGGUGCCAGUGACCUGCGGGUAUAGUGAAACAUCUGAAAGAUCCUCCUGUGUGGACCAUCUCCCGAUAUUUUCAGCACUGUUUCCUCAACCUCAAGUGGAGUGUCCAAGCGUUCCACCUCAUGUAAAUCAAGUGUGCAGUCGAGAACCAUCUUCAUCUUCUGCUAAAGAUGUUGCUACUCUUGGAUCAGUUGAAAUCACAUUGUCGAGUGAUGCUGAGUUGCUUUUUGAGUAUUUUGAAUCCGAACAACCUCAGCAGAGACGACCUUUAUACGAGAAGAUAAAGGAAUUGGUUGGACGUGAUGGACCUUCACAGUACCGAGGUUAUGGGGACCCAACAACUCUGAACUUCACUACACUAAAUGAUCUGCAUCCUAAAUCCUGGUAUUCCGUGGCAUGGUAUCCUAUUUAUAGGAUUCCAGAGGAUAAUUUCCGUGCAUCAUUUUUGACUUUCCAUUCACUUGGUCAUCUGAUGCGUAGAAGUGCCAGAAUUAAUUCACAAACAGUGGAGAAUUGUAUAGUAUGUCCUGUGGUGGGCCUGCAAAGUUACAACGCUCAGAGUGAAUGCUGGUUUAAGCUGCGCCAUUCACCUUCGAACCCGACAAAAGGAGCCUCGGAUCUAAAUGCUAGCGGAAUUCUGAAAGACCGUUUGAAAACGCUAGAGGAGACGGCAUCUCUUAUGGCAAGAGCAGUUGUGAACAAAGGAAGUCUGCCAUCAGCAAACAGGCACCCGGACUAUGAGUUCUUCCGCUCUAGGAAGCGCUCGUGAUAUCUUAGAUUCAUCAAUGCUAUCUGAGCGGAGCAAUAGUGAUGAAUCUUGUUUGUUUUUUCUUGUACAUUUUUUUUUUUUUCCAUUUACCAUGGAAUCUUGACUCCAUGUAUAUAGACCUUUAUGCAAAUUAGGAAGUGCCUUGUAAUUUUUUUCCUUAGGGAAUUUGCAACAUUCCGCAUUCUCUGAAUACUCGUUAAUUUUAGCAGACCUUUGUUGAUGUACAUAUGCAUGCUAGGGUUUCAGUUUUGCGUUUUAACUUAGAAGCUCGUUGUGAAUCCCUUGGGUGGGUGCGUAUUUUGAUUUUUUUUUUCUUCGUUUUUAUUUUUGUAACCUCGUUGUGAGUUUUAAGAUAUAUUGAGAAAAAUCCAUUGCUGCU